Messenger RNA from Aspergillus caelatus, 735 nucleotides. RefSeq lists its product as uncharacterized. Bases 27 to 608 code for a protein of 193 amino acids. Lineage: Eukaryota; Fungi; Ascomycota; Eurotiomycetes; Eurotiales; Aspergillaceae. The transcript has a single exon. The record is from RefSeq and is a predicted model, not a curated record.
AUAGACUCGUCUAUGUCUGCGAUCAGAUGGAGUCAAGAGCAGGAAAAGGGCCUGUAAAAAAAAGAAUUCUCGGGGAUUCUUGGUUAAUAGGAAUCCCUAGCGCUUUAUUGCAAUACAAGCGGGUCGCUCCGUCGAAAUCAGAUGCGUUAAGCCAGUGUCGAGCAGGAUCAUUUCCGGUGGACGCAGAUACUCAUUGCAUGGUACCACAUCUGUGGCUCUUCGAAAGGCAGACCCUGGAUAUUUCAACCUGGUGCAAACCCCAUAUUCCUGAUCUCAAAGAUAUGGCACGCGAUAUGAGAUGGCAUAAUAGUGAUAUCGCGUAUGAAGUGCUCAAUACGAGGCUCUUUAUUACAUACCAUGGGUCGAUAGGAUUGGCAGCCAGACCAGGGGAUCAGAUUGUGUACAGUGGUGGUCGAUAUCUAUUCAUCUUUCGGAGUCGUGACGAUGGUGCAGUCAAUCUGGUAGGAGACUGUUACGUUCAACGAGUUAUAACACUCCUCAGUACUAACAUUGACAUGCUGGGAUGUUGGCUCUCCACACAAAACUGCUAUAUGCUAUUCUUUUAUAGGUGUACCCAUUCAUCAGCCGUGGGAUCCUAUCUCCCCUGAAGAAAAACCUGUUUAUCUAGACAGCCAUCCAACCGCAUACAAACCCAUACUCACCCUUACUAGGAACUUCUAGAUAUAACAUAAUUCAAAUACCUAAUUAUGUUCUGUAUUAUCUAGCGAAGGCUCC